UUUAUGCGCUCUACUUUUAAAUUUGUAAUAAAUGUAUAUUUAAAUACAAUUUCUGGCUAUUUAAAAGGCUAAAUUAUUAUUAGGUUAUAGUUCAUAUUAUAAGAUAUUUAUUGCAAAUACCAGAUAUAGUUUAAAAACCUUUUGUAAUUUUAGAAAGUCCCGUUGCUUCUACCUUAAAUAACAACCAAUUAUGGCAUUUCUGUAAGGUGUAAAGUUAAAUAAUAUUUGAUAGGGAUACUUUUUGAUAGGGAAUUAAAAUACAAUUUUUAAUCGAUAGGAACUACCUAAAGUAUUAACAAAAAUUUUGCUAAAUUUUUUCCAAGGCAUUAAUUUGUGAAUAUCACAAAAUAUGUGCAUGUUUUUUUUUUUGGCUUAAUUAGAAUAUUGAUAAAUUGAUAUCAUUUACAAAUGUAGAAAUCCAACUGUUAUGAAUAUACACGUACGGAAUAUGCAUGUAUGUAAAAAUCCGCCGCAUCCGUAAUGUGGGCAACUAGAUACUAUAUUCUAUAGUCGAAGAAUUAAAAUAUUGGUUCCGACUGUCUCACAAUCAUCGGCCUCACAUCAGCCGCGCGCAUAUUCAGGUAUGACGCACCCGUCGUUCCCCUGCAAUAAGGAACAGUGUGGCGGAUCAACGGAGUGUUUAAGCUGGUACAUGUCAUCGACCUAUCAAGGAUGAUGCAACUAGUAGACGACACCAGCCGGGACGCGGCAACCCUGAUGGACCAACGUGUUAGCACAAUAACGAGACACUACCUGGAAGGAAGUAACAGAGAAGGAAGGAAGUAACAGAGUGGAAGGAAGUAACAGAGUGAUGAGGCCAACAUCAGAGCGGAAGGAAGUAACAGAGUGAUGAGGCCAACAUCACGGAGAGCUCGAGCAAUAAACUGGCUGGGUUCAGCCUGGAAAUGGAUUGCAGGAUCACCUGACGCGGAGGACUGGAAUGCGAUACUCAACUCGGAAAAGAUGAUCAUCGAAAACGGCGAUUAGCAAAUUCGGAUCAACGCUCGACUCUUCGACGCCAGCCACAAAUCAAUCCAACAACUGAAUGAUGUGGCGGCGAGAGUCAAUGCGAUAGACGGCGACCUUCAUGCAGUUACGACGACGCUACACAAGGCAAUCAUCUUGGCUGUCCAAGUAGCAGAAGUCACAAGGGCAUGCCAAAUUGCCAAAACUGGGGUGACAAAUUCGAACCUCCUGGAUCAUGAAGAGAUUGAAGCUAUACUCCUGGAAGUCAACGAUCUCCCGUAUCAGAACGCUGUGGAAGCAGUGGAAUUUUUCCGGCCAACUUAACUCUCCAAUGGCACGACACUACUGUACAUCUUAGCCCUGCCCAAGGUAUCUAAUAAGAGAUACGAACUUGUACACCUUUAUCCAACGGUAUCAGGCUGGAAACAAAUAGUGCUCGAACACCAGAAGCUCGCACUAAAUGGAGGAGAGACAUAUGCAGUAGUGGGCAGCUGUUCCUCCAUCGGUAACAUCACAGUCUGCCCAGAAAAGGAUUUAACGGCCCUAGAAGAAAGCUCAUGCAUUCCACGGCUCCUGAAGGGUGGCCAUGCAUCCUGCUCAUACCUUCGGAGCAAUGAAGAAGUCGUGCAGAUGGUCAAGGAUGGGACAUUAUUCCUCUCCAAUUAUAAUGGAUCAAUAACAACAUCCGAAAGAGACUACCAAUUGGAAGGGACGUACAUUGUCCAAUUUAACAACGAAGUCAUCACAGUCCGGGACAAAAACUUCACCGCCUAUUCCGCAAAUCACCCUAUGGCCUUACCACCAGUACUGACCAACAUAACAGUAACUGGCUAUCGACCUUCCCUUGGAUACGUCGAUGACGUCAACGCCCAAAAUAUACAGCUAAUGUCUGGCGUUUCACGAGGCGUAACGCUUUCCUUUGUCUUGGAUGUUUCGCUAACAGUAGUGGUCUUCUCGAUCUUGUUCAUCAUCUGGAGGAAGUUGACCUCCACCAAAGGAAUACCAACCACGAGGGUUAUAAUCGAGGACCUGGAAAACCCAAAGAGGAUGUCGACAACAGCUCACCAUUCUGCCAAUUGAUCUGCGGGACGCAGACUUUUAGAGGCGGAGGAGUUAACACCCGGCACUCUCGCCCCCCCC
This is a messenger RNA of Drosophila ananassae, 2106 nucleotides long. RefSeq lists its product as uncharacterized. The record is from RefSeq and is a predicted model, not a curated record. The transcript has 2 exons. Bases 1597 to 2046 code for a protein of 149 amino acids. NCBI's taxonomy places the organism in Eukaryota, Metazoa, Arthropoda, Insecta, Diptera, Drosophilidae.